Ostrinia furnacalis (Asian corn borer) is the source of this 2907-nucleotide messenger RNA. RefSeq lists its product as uncharacterized. The transcript has 10 exons. The coding region runs from base 108 to 2501 and encodes 797 amino acids. Lineage: Eukaryota; Metazoa; Arthropoda; Insecta; Lepidoptera; Crambidae. The record is from RefSeq and is a predicted model, not a curated record.
UCAGAAUUGCACUGAAAUAUUUUUAAAUACGUAAAGUACGCGUUUCGGUGGUUACACUGCGGUUCAUGUUGUAAUUUGUAUUAUUUUUUGUUCUAAAUUGUCUUGCAAUGGACGAAGAAAUCGAAGAUCUAGUAGGCGACGUAAAAUAUACAGAUUCACAAAAAAGUGUAGCCACUUCGAACGUGUACUCCCUGGACUUCACCGACAGUAGCUCCGAUAAAAACAACUCCUCCAGCAAGGAGACCUACGUCAUCGAGCUUGACGAAAGCGACGACAGCGAAACCACCUUCCACCUCCACGGAAACCAGAGCGUCAUCAACCUGAGAGACGUGAGCAAGCAAAGAACACCCUCAAACAUGAACAUCCAGUAUGAAACGAUAAACAAAAUCAGCAAAGCUACUUCAGCUACCUUCCACACUUGCUCCAUAGCCCAAGAAAUAUUUACACAAACCAGCAAAACUAUCAUUGAACUAGCCGAAACAGAGGGUGCUAUAAGAAAAGCUAUAGACAACAAAACAUUAGAAACCCAAACGUCGUUUAUAUCCAUAUCGGAAAACAAAACAGUCGAAUACAGGAUACACGUUACAGAAGCACAUGCUGAAUUCGCGAGACAUGUAGAUAAUCACGUAAAUAAUGCCAACAAUGUAUGCAGCAUCUCACGUAAUCAAAUUAUCUGUAACUCUUUAGAUGAUGGAUCUUCUAAAUUUCCCAUUUCUGAAUCGGAGAACGAUCGAACUGAUGAUACCAAGAGCGACAAUAGUAAUAGCUCUAAUAACGAUGAGGUCAUCAAAAUUGUCGACGAUAAAGACGUAAAAGAAAGCGAUUACAGUGAAAAUAAAGAGGAGUAUGGAGAUAGUAGCCCAUUUGAAAAAUCUGAUACAGAUAUUGAUGAAGAUUCUCUUAUGUGCAACGAGUAUAUUGAAGGCAACAAAAACUAUAAAGGAGAUAACACAAGUGAUACGAGUGAAGUACCAAAGUCGAUUGAUAGUGAUGUUGAAGAUCUGUACAAAAAGCUGUCUGAGAAAAUGUGUAUAAACGUUGAGAGAACUUGCGAACAGGAUUUAGGUCCUCGCUUUAACACGUUGUCUCCUUUGACCGAAGAGUCCGAAAGAGUUCCAACAAAGAAAGAAAGUAUUCUGGAUAUAACACCAGACUGCAGCAAUAUAUCUGAUUUGAAAGAUGAUGAUAAAUACUUACUCUUCACAAACAGCACUGGUAUCAAGGUGAAGGCUUUGCCUAACGAAGAAACCAGAAAUGAUCGAGAAAAUUUCAAAUUGCCUCCUAUAAAAAGCAAUCAGUCUUGUCCUACAAGCCCUCACUUGAAUUUCUUGUUUUCUGGAAACACGCAACGGUCAAAUUCACAUAAACCUAGAGAAUGGGGUGUAGGGGACAGGUGGGAGAUAGGAACGAAAGAUUUGGCUGCAGGCGAAAGUCCCCUCAUUAGUGGAAGAAGUGAUCCAGCGAGAAAACCCGACGCUCUGCAGCUACCCCCCAUACACGCGGAAGGCCAUCCUAAACAGAAUAUACCUCAGACUACAAACACAUCCGAGGUUAAAGGUCCUCAGUGUUUGAAAAAGCCUGAAACUUUUCUAGCAAGAGUUAACGAAUCCAUAAGUAUAAAAGAUAAAAUCACGGAGCUCAAGAUGAGCAAUAACAGUUUGAAGCAUUGGCCAUCGGGAAAGCAUAAUGUUACGACAUCAGAAAGCAAGACAAGCAGAAGUGCAUCUCCAGGCAGCGUGUCACCAGACGAGAGUCGACUGGGAGACAUCGCUGAAAGGGGCUGCGACGCACUCUGCGUGGAAUUGCUACGGAGACUGCGAUCAGCUUCUUGGUUUGAAAUAGCGGACACAUUAGAAGAAAUUCCAAGAGUCAUGGAGAAGUUCUGGGGAAUCAUACCAGAACACCGCAUCGCUGAUCUUAUCAGACAAGUGAGCGGUCAUGUUGAAUCUCCACGUACGCAAGUUGCCCGCUCGGCAUGUCAUACUUUGGCGUCAGUUUUGAAAAAUACUAAUUAUACUAAAAAACCAGAUUUCUAUGAAGCUGUGACGACGUUGCUCGUGAAGACAGGCAGCUUCAGCCGGCCGGUGCGGCGCGCUGCUAACGUAGCCCUCGACGGUAUAGUGUGCGGCGUGGAGCUGACGCAUGCAGUUACGGCGCUCUGCAUACAUGGAGUCGGCCACAAAAGCCCGUUGGUUAGAUGUGCGGCCGCUCGCCUGCUAGUCGUGUGCUGCGCCCUAGCGGGUGGUGGAAGAGACUUGCUGCGCACGCGGCCCCCCAGCGCGGUUUGCGCACGGAGGCAUGCGCUGAGGGCGCUCGCCGCUCUUCUGGAGGACAAGAGCACUGAUACCAGAAAGUACGCCGAGCGGCUGUACUCGAUGCUGCGGCCUCUAGCCAACUUCGAGGCGUUCUACCUGACGGACGUGGAGGUGGAAGUGGCCGCUCGCCAGAUGAAGAGGUUCGACCAGUUGCUGCUGUGCGGCCCGCCCAAGGACGCCAGGUGACGGCUGAGUGUGAUCGAUCAUGCAUGAACUCGGAGAAGCGCAUCAAGGCCUCGUCGUCUCAAGUUCAAUGUAGAGAUGGUCACAUGACUUGAGUUGUAAUUAGGUAAACUCACGUAACUUAACGAGGUUUUUUAUACAAAUAAGUGUUUAAAUAAUGUAUUUUGAAUCUUUUAGUGCUCUUCUGACUAAACAAAAGUCGCGAUAACUCAACAAAAAUAUAAAAUCUUUAAAAAAUAAAACAAGCUAUCACAAAAAGAUUGCACUCGAAAUAGAAAUGUUAUCUCCUGUUUUUACUGCACAUUUUUGUAAAUAUUAUUUUUAUUGCGUUUUAUAAACAAUUUAAAACUAAUUAACGGUGUGUGGCUUCGGUUAAUCGUUGUUCCGUUGUUUUUGUGUAAUUGUGACA